AUGGAUGCCGACGAGGCGCGGAAAGCGCUCGAUCUCGCUCGGAAGCACGACGAGAAUGGCAAUAUAGAUGCGGCACUGAAGUGGGCCCGCAAGAGCGUGGCCAUUUACUCGACGCCCGAGGCCAUGGCUCUCUUUACGCGGCUCAAGGAAAAAGGCACACAGGGCACACCUUCUGCUGACUCGGGCACAUCUUCGGCGCCCAAAGAAACAGUAUACAUGGCCGCCAAAACAGAGACGCGAACGACCGAUACAGAAGGCACGCGAAGUGAAUAUACCGAACAGCAGGUCGAGGUUGUGCGUCGUGUGAAGCGGGCUGGCGGCGACUUUUACGCCGUGCUCAAUGUGCACAAGACAGCGACGGAUACGGAGGUGAAAAAGUCUUACAAAAAGCUUGCUCUGCAACUCCAUCCCGACAAGAAUCGCGCGCCCGGCGCAGACGAAGCGUUUAAGCUCGUUAGCAAGGCCUUUACCGUGCUGUCCGAUAAAGACAAGCGAUCGAUGUACGACAAAUUUGGAGGAGACCCCGAAAGCCGCUUCGGUGCGGCAUCGUCGAGUGCGUCGGCGCACCCUUUUGCACAGUUUCAAAGCACGCGCAUGCGCCCAGGGGCAGAGAUGGACCCGGAAGACCUCUUCAACAUGUUUUUCGGUGGCGGCAUGGGCGGCGGACCAUUUGGCACAACGCCCGUGUUCACGUUCGGAGGACCUGGUAUGCGGACGCACUACUACCGUCCUGGUACGCGGACGCGGCAGGCAGGACAACAAAGCGCACAAAAUGCGAGCCAAACUGCGAUGUGGUUCCAAGUCUUGCCCCUGCUUAUUCUCCUUUUCUGCACGAUGCUGUCAUACCUGCCAAAUUUAUUCACGGUUUCUGAUCCUGACUUUCGGUGGCGCCCAACGGCAUUGCACCGUGCGCAACGCACGACCUUGGACCGCGGCAUCUCGUACUUUGUCGACCCUGUGGCGUUUGCCAAGCACCCGUAUGUCACUGCGACGACCAAGGCGACGCGGCAUGGUGGAAGCGUUCAACGCUUUUCAAGUGAUAAGAGCUCAUCUGAGCUGCGUGCCUUUGAGCGUCGCGUCGAGGAGGCAUGGAUGAAGGAACUGUACAGGCAGUGUGACAGUGCACAGGAAUACAAGCGGCGCCGCAUGCUUGAUGCACAGGGAUUUUUUGGAUUUGGCGCAAACAAGGACAAACUAGAAAAGAUUAGGUCUGAGGUCUAUGAAAGCUGCGAGCAGCUUGAACACCUCUUUGGCAUCCGCCUCCGCUAG
Messenger RNA from Malassezia restricta, 1269 nucleotides. Its product is annotated as DnaJ subfamily B member 12. Gene Ontology annotation, molecular function: Hsp70 protein binding. The transcript is spliced from 3 exons. Gene Ontology annotation, biological process: cellular response to misfolded protein. Gene Ontology annotation, cellular component: endoplasmic reticulum membrane. The record is from RefSeq and is a predicted model, not a curated record. Lineage: Eukaryota; Fungi; Basidiomycota; Malasseziomycetes; Malasseziales; Malasseziaceae. The coding region runs from base 1 to 1269 and encodes 422 amino acids.